GCUGUAACGCUCUAUUUCACUCCACCCACUAUCUCUCUCCUCUCCAACACAAAUCGUCGUCGGUAUUGGAUUCAAUGUCGAAGGGAAUGUUCUCUCGACCGGCAGGGAAUUUGGCGGCGAUGGCAGCUAUACUAGUUUUGGCUGUGCUUCUAAUGGCGGCCGCUGGGGUGGAGGCGAAGUCGAAGCUGAAGACAUGCAGUAAGGGGUGGGAGUGUACGGACUCGAUAUACUGCUGUAACGAGACAAUCUCCGACUUCUUCCAGGUUUACCAAUUUGAAAAUCUCUUCUCCAAGCGCAAUUCUCCUGUAGCGCACGCCGUCGGAUUCUGGGAUUACCACUCCUUCAUCACUGCCUCGACCGCUUACCAGCCCCUCGGCUUCGGCACCACCGGAGGGAAGAAGAUGGGGAUGAAAGAGGUGUCGGCAUUCCUUGGCCACGUCGGCAGCAAGACUUCCUGCGGUUAUGGAGUGGCAACGGGUGGUCCACUUGCAUGGGGACUUUGCUAUAACCAUGAGUUGAGCCCAAGCCAAUCCUACUGCAAGGAAGACUAUCUUUAUCCUUGCACAGCUGGAGUUGAAUAUCAUGGCCGAGGUGCUCUUCCCGUCUACUGGAACUACAACUAUGGCCUCAUUGGUGAUGGGCUAAAAGUUGAUCUUCUGAACCACCCUGAGUACUUGGAACAGAACGCUACUUUGGCUUUCCAAGCUGCCAUGUGGAGGUGGAUGAACCCCAUUAAAAAGAAGCAGCCAUCAGCUCAUGAUGUCUUCGUCGGGAAUUGGAAACCCACAAAGAAUGACACUCUGGCGAAAAGGCUGCCUGGCUUUGGUGCCACCAUGAACGUUCUUUAUGGAGAUGAGGUUUGCGGCCAGGGCGAUGUAGAUUCCAUGAACAACAUCAUAUCUCACUACCAGUACUACCUCGACUUGUUGGGCGUUGGCAGGCAGAAUUCAGGAGAAAAUCUAGAUUGUGCUGAGCAGGAGCCCUUCAACCCAACUGUCCAACCUGCUUCUUCAUAAGCCCGCCACUGUUUGAGGAAUGAAUUCUUUCUAAAAUUCAGUGUUUUUAUUCCCUUAUUCUAAAACUUUGUUAUUUCGUAUAUGUGGUUUUGAUGUUAUCAUCAUAUAUGGCAGUGCUAUGCCCGAUCAUAAUAUAUUGUAUAUUGUGAGUUUAUGGGAUCUAUUUGGGACAAAAGGUUGAUUAUUGUUACUUCGUUUUUAAGUAUCUUAUUUGUUAUGCCUACGAAUAUGUAACCAGGGUUAAGUUUUUGUUGAUAAAAUCUGUUGCAAUCUUGUAUUGUUUGAAGUUUGAAUUGAUGAUAAAGUGGUUGUUUUGUGUUU
Dendrobium catenatum is the source of this 1337-nucleotide messenger RNA. RefSeq names its product chitinase-like protein 1. The coding region runs from base 75 to 1016 and encodes 313 amino acids. NCBI's taxonomy places the organism in Eukaryota, Viridiplantae, Streptophyta, Magnoliopsida, Asparagales, Orchidaceae. The transcript is spliced from 3 exons. The record is from RefSeq and is a predicted model, not a curated record. Gene Ontology annotation, molecular function: chitinase activity. Gene Ontology annotation, biological process: chitin catabolic process; carbohydrate metabolic process; cell wall macromolecule catabolic process.